UGACCAUUUACAUUUUCGAGAUAAUAGUAAUAAUUAAUUGUUUUUAUCACUACUAACUAAAAUAGAAGACCUCAGCUCACCCCUCUUUUAUAAAUAUGAUAUGCCCAUCCAAGCUCCCAUUUCUCUUCCUCACUAAAUUUAUCCAAAAAAGAAACGGAGCAUAUCUCGAGAGAGAGAUCCAAUUAAUCCGAUCAAUGUCGAAAGGAAGGUGUGAGCUGUGCAGCAAUCCUGCAAGAAUGUUCUGCGACUCCGAUCAAGCGAGUCUGUGCUGGGAGUGCGACGAGAAGGUCCACGCCGCCAAUUUCCUGGUGGCCAAGCACUCCCGCACCCUCCUCUGCCACGUCUGCCACUCGCCUACGCCGUGGAAGGCCGCCGGCCCCAAGCUCGGCCCCACCGUUUCCGUCUGCCACGCCUGCGCUCAUCGCAACCAACACCCAUCUCAAACCACUGAAACCGACUCUGACGAUGAUGAUCGCCAAUAUUCUGCCACUGAGACAGAUGAUUCCAGUGAAGACGAAGAUGAGGCCGAGGCCGAGGACGUGGAUGAGAAUCAAGUGGUGCCGUGGUCGGAUUCGCCGCCGGCCAGCGCCGACGAUGAGGAAGAGAAUGAGAAUGAGAAUGUUUCUCUCUCCUCCUCAAAAAGAGCCCGUGACGACCCUUUCCCGUCUUCUGAGGAUGAGGAUGGAUGCUGCUCAUCAGAGAAUGCGGAAAUGAGGAGUUACGAAUCGGAAUCGUAUGAGAAUUGUAGUUCCUCGUCGUUAAGACCAUUGAAGAUGCGGAGGGAGGGUGAGGGGACGGCCGCCAUUGUGGAGAAACUGCGGAGAUUCGAGCAACAAAUUGUGACUGUGAGAGAGGAAAGCGUGGAGGCGUCGGCCAUCAUAUUAGGUCUUUGCAAUCUCACCCGGGAUUGAACACCCUUUUCCUUUUGUUUAUGUUGAUUGUUUUUUUUUUUUUUUUUUUUUGAAUUACUAAAACUUCCAGACUCGUUAUUUCUGAUCAUUUCAUCCUUGGUUAAGUAUUUCGCUCAUCUGGAUUCUAGUUGUAUUUUUUUUUUAAUUCCAAUUUUAAUUAGAUCAGAUGAUUACUUCAAA
Messenger RNA from Salvia miltiorrhiza (redroot sage), 1091 nucleotides. RefSeq names its product putative zinc finger protein CONSTANS-LIKE 11. NCBI's taxonomy places the organism in Eukaryota, Viridiplantae, Streptophyta, Magnoliopsida, Lamiales, Lamiaceae. The coding region runs from base 96 to 911 and encodes 271 amino acids. The record is from RefSeq and is a predicted model, not a curated record. The transcript is spliced from 2 exons. Gene Ontology annotation, molecular function: zinc ion binding.